UAAUUACAUUGCAACUUCAUUAGAGAGAAACAGAAGUUGAAAAAUGGAGAAAGUUCUUGUUUACUUCCGAAAGAAAUUUUCUAGUAAAGAUUCACGCCUCGAUAAUCUAGAUGAAGUUUUUACUAGUUUUUGUAGAACUCCAUUACACAAAGCAGUGAUGCGUGGUGACAUUGAACAUGCGGAAAAAAUAUUAUCUUUAAAACCCGAUCUUGCAUUAAAAGAAGAUACACAAGGAUUUACUCCACUUCACCUUGCUUCUGCGAGAACAAGUCUUCAGAUGGUGAAAUUGUUGCUAAAGGCCAGACCUGCUGCUUGUCUAGUGCAAGAUCAAGAUGGAAGGACGCCUCUACAUCUAGCAGCUAUGAAGAAUCGAGUGGAGAUCAUCAAAGUACUUAUGGAAGAAGGAUUACCCGAAUCAAUUCACCUAAAGAAUCGUCAAAAUGGUGAUACUAUACUACACUUUUGUGUAAAAAGUGACACUAAUUUGAAGACUCUUAAACUAUUGGUACACUACUUGGUUCUUGCGCAACCACCAUACCCGAAUUCUAUAUCUAUCAACUCCACAGACAAUGAUGGAAACACAGUCUUGCACCUAGCUGCAGCAACGCGGAACAUGAAGAUUGUGAAGUAUUUACUAGAGAAUAACAAGAUAAGAAUAGAAGUAAAUGCAGUAAAUAAUAAAAACUUCAAAGCCUUGAAUAUAUUACCGCAAGCUGAAAAGAAUGAUCUAGAAAUUGGUUUUUAUGAUUACCUUGGACGCCGUAAGAAGCAUAAGAACAAUAAAUCAUCUGAACAUGGCAAUGACCAUGAAUGGUGGAAAGAGAGGGUGAACGCGUUGCUGGUGGUGGCCACAUUGAUAGCAGGAAUCGCCUUUCAAGCUGCAAUAAAUCCUCCAGGGGGGAUUUUGCAAGAUGACGAUAAAGUUGACUCUGGUAAUGAACCUGUUACUUUUACUUAUUAUCUUGAUCGUAUGUUUCGCACCCGUAUGGCUAUGGAUUUGGAUGAUUACAUAAACAAACACUUGCAUUUGAAUCCUAGUACUGGUCGUCCAAUUAAAUUGCAUGUGAAUUCUAGUACGGGUCGCUCAAUCAAGGUCAAAAAAUUUGUCACCGAGCUGAGGGAUAUUAUUACUAAUGAAGUUAAUGAACCAGAUGACGAUAGAGAUUACCAAAUGGCGGAUCAAGGUUUAAUUUUGGAAGAUUCUGAGUUUACUGAUAUUGUUUCAUUUUACAAUAAUAGCGAUGGCGUUAAUGGUUCUUUCCCCUAUCUAGUGCGCUACGCUGGAUACCCUAUAAUGGCUUACAGAGACCCGGAUAAGUACGUGGUUUACAUGGCUACUAACUUGGUUGCAUUUUUUGUGUCUCUGGCUAUAAUUUUAUGGAUCAUCUGUGGUUUCGUGAAUGAUCCAUCUCUUGCUGAAGUCCAAAUUCUUGUUUGGUUGAUGUGCAUUUCAAUCGGAUGUAUUGCCUUCGCUUAUUUUGUUGUUAUAGAUUCUGUGAUGCCAACCUUUUAUGUUAGGGGUACUUUAAGUACUAUAAGCACUAUAUACUUUACAAUCUGCUGCGUCUGCGGAAUUGUCCUCUUCCUUUGGACUUUGAUAUCAAGGAUAGUUAAGCUACAAAAGAGGCAUCUCAUUGGAGUUGAUUACCUUAAAGCUCUCUUCCGUGUGAAGGCAAGCAGUGCCAUAGGAAAAUUGAUUUUCUUUGCUGUUGCUAUCUUUGGUUUCUACUCCCUCCGUCUAGCAGUACCGUUUUUAUUUAAUUUCUUAGUUGUGUGAGAGACAGAGAGGGUAUCUCUCUGUAGUUUCCUUAGUUUUCCUAAGAAAUACAAGAUCCAGGAGCUUUCUUGGUUUGUGUAUUGAAAAAUUGUAAUUUGUUCUCUUUUUGGGUUAAAACCAUGUGUGUGUAAGAUUGGUUGUGCUCGCUUAUGAUUAUUCAAGAGUAUACAAUAAGAUCUUAGUUU
Molecule: messenger RNA, 1962 nt
Organism: Papaver somniferum (opium poppy)
Lineage: Eukaryota; Viridiplantae; Streptophyta; Magnoliopsida; Ranunculales; Papaveraceae
Exons: 2
Coding region: 44-1777 (577 amino acids)
Cellular component (GO): plasma membrane
Molecular function (GO): protein phosphatase 1 binding; protein phosphatase regulator activity
Source: RefSeq, a predicted model, not a curated record